Trypanosoma rangeli is the source of this 525-nucleotide messenger RNA. RefSeq lists its product as uncharacterized. The transcript has a single exon. NCBI's taxonomy places the organism in Eukaryota, Euglenozoa, Kinetoplastea, Trypanosomatida, Trypanosomatidae. The record is from RefSeq and is a predicted model, not a curated record. Bases 1 to 525 code for a protein of 174 amino acids.
AUGUGUGAGAGCGCCUUGUGGCUUCGUCGGCGGUGCCUGUUUCUGUCUGAUGAGGCUACAGUAGGGACGGCGCUCCGGUGUUCAGAAGUGGCGAAAAAGGCAGAUGACAUCUUGCUCCGCGUGCAGGCGUCGCGAAGCGGAGCGGUGGACGGCGCUGGUGACUUGUCUGCCUGCACCCACCGCUGGAUGGAGAGCCGCCAGUUUGCGGAUUGGCAGGAAUGUGUCGAGUGUUUGCUCCUCAGUGUGGAGUGGCGGCAGGAACGGGGUGAUGCAGCCACCGCAGAAGGCGCGUUAUGCAGGCAGGCGUUGCUGGAGUUGACUGCCUUGUUUGCGGACGAGGCGCGUGCGUACGAUGCUGCAGCGGCCUCCUAUGCCGAGACUUACUGGAGGAAGGCGCAGAAGCGGCAGCGCGUGUUGGCUAGCAGCGAGCCCAGUGAGAAGACUACUUUGGUUGGGGCGCGUGUGAGUUGGAGUAUCGCGGCGGAGUUGCCGCUGCGGGUGGAACAGGCGUUUUUGCUUCCCUGA